Molecule: messenger RNA, 219 nt
Organism: Gaeumannomyces tritici R3-111a-1
Lineage: Eukaryota; Fungi; Ascomycota; Sordariomycetes; Magnaporthales; Magnaporthaceae
Exons: 1
Coding region: 1-219 (72 amino acids)
Source: RefSeq, a predicted model, not a curated record
AUGCCACAGAAGGGUCCUCACCUACUGAAGUCCCUGGCGACAGCGUCGAAGAAGCCCCAGCAGACGGUGCUGGCAAGUCCACGCACGGAACAGGCCGAGGAGGCGCCGGCAGAUGGAGUCGGCCUUUCCGAGGCACAGGCCGAGGACGCGCUGGAAACAGGCGUGCCCAAGCACGGCGCUGGCCGACGCGAGAAGGAAACGCUAGCCCUGGAGGAGUAA